AUAGGUUUGUUUAUUGGAGCCCAUCGUCAAAAAGCGCUGUUUGGGAGGGCAGGUCAAUCCUAGAUCGGAACAGGAUAGCCGCUACACCUGCCAAAAAACGCUUUUUGCUGUCAGAUAUCCUGUUGAGAAUCUAUAGCUGAACAUAAGGAUGGAACCCUCGGAUGUUCGCCGGAGUCGUUCGCCAUUUGAUCUCAUCAUGAACCAGAUCCGCAGGAAACGCACCACCUCAGACAGGAAGUCAACAUCAGGCCGCUUCCUGUCCCACCAGGUCGAUAGUGGAGGGAUUUCAGAGGACAGAGAGACCGAGGAGGAGAAGGGGGGAACGAGUGUUGCCCCGGAUCCAGCUGACCUGGAGGAUGGUGUGUGCGACAUGGGCUGGGGGCGUGUUUGUGUGUUUGUCCAGAGGCUGGGGAAGAGAGCUGACAGCAGGACACUGAGUCUGGCCUAUUGUGAUCUUACCGCUACUGAUGCAUUGGAGCUGGCGACGUUGCUCCCAUGUCUCUCUCUGCUGGAGGAGCUGGACCUGUCGUGGAACGAGCUGAUUGGGGGAAGCCUGAGAUUGUUGACUUCUCACCUCCAGAAUGUGGGCAGGCUCAGAAUCCUCAGAUUAUCCAGCUGUAGGCUGGCUGCUGAUGACAUCAUGGCUCUGGGUGAGGCUUUGGAGUUUCUUCCACUGUUAGAGGUUCUGGACUUGUCCUGGAAUGCUGGUGUUGGUGGAGGAGCUUUGCAAGGCAUUGUGGGUAAAGUCCACCCAACCCUUACAGAACUUCAUUUGGUGGCUUGUCAACUGACUGAAACCGAUGCUGAUGUAUUGGGGAGUGUGGUUAGUGUCCUCCCCAGACUCCGUGUGUUGGAUUUGUCGUGCAAUACUCACCUGGCCCGCACACAGACGCCGACAGAAGGAGGCGGCAUGUACAAAUCAACGGCAGAGGUUGACAGAUUAGAGGGGUUGUUCCUCUCUUUAAGCCAAACUCCUUCCCUGACCUCUCUUCGACUACAUGACUGUGGCCUGACCGGAGGCUCCCUCAACCUCCUCGGUGGUUCAUUCCAGUGCCUCGGUUCCCUGUGUCAGUUGGACCUGUCCUGUAACAAAGGUGUGGCCGGGGGCCUGUCCAUCCUCUGUCCUCACCUGGCUGUCCUCUCACACCUCAGCAGCCUGGAUCUGCACCUCUGUUGCCUCACACGGGAAGACCUAAGGGCCCUCAUCGAGGUGCUGCCCUCGCUCCCUGAGCUGACGAAACUGGACCUGUCAUCCAAUAAGGAGGUUGGAGGUGUGGUCAGUGACAUAGUCCCUGCCCUCCCGCUGUCACAGAUUAAACUCCUCCCGCUCAAUGGAUGCAGACUGACCUACGAAUCGUUUUCUUCACUCGCUCUAGCGAUGCCGUAUCUGCGGCGUGUAGAUGUGUCCUGGAGUAAAGUUGUGGGCGGGCGCCUGUCGCUGCUAUUAAACGGUCUGCAGCCGUCAAUCCUCCAGGAGCUCCGCCUUAGCAGUUGUGACCUCACCACCGAAGACCUCCUUCAUUUGGCUGCAGUGUGUAGGCGUCGGAUUUUGUCCACUCUGCGUGUGCUGGACCUUUCCUAUAACAGAGGGGUUAGGGAGGAGGGCUGGUCUGGACUGCUGGCGGAGGAGGGGCUGGGCUCCUUGGAGGAGCUGGAUGUUAGCCUCCAGACCCUGACCUCCAACCCCUCACCCCUGACCUGGUUACCAGCCUUACUCACUGCUUUACCUCGUCUACCUGCACUGACACGCCUCUCACUCCAGAGAUGGACACUCACAACCCAGGCGCGGGAGCAACUUAACCACUCCCUCAGGAAGAGAAAUGUCCUAUUAGAGGUGGACACACCCACCUCUGCCUCAUCGUCUAAACAAGAGAGGGCAGAAGAGGCACCAUGUGAGGAGUAGAGAAUGGACUUGGAAAUAGGCUUUUAACUUCAAAUCUACUGUAAUGGUCAGGCACAGUUUAAGGCAAUUACAUUUUUUAGUUGCUUGGCAACAAGCCCACAUUUACAAUAAUUUUUGCACAUACCUCAAAUUUAUUUUAUGAUACAUGAAGUUCCAGUUGAGUAAAUGCGUGUUCGCAAAUGGUGCGACCCGUGAUCUGAUCUGUUUAGCAAGGUCUGUUACUGGGAGUUACAGCUUCACUUUGGCAUUCAAAUAAAAUAUGUACCGUCACAUGAUUAACAAGUCUGUCUCCUCGGGGUGCGUUUGUGUGUUGUAAGACUGCAGGUGAAUAGUACACUCUCUGUGUGUUUGUCUGUAGGUGCUCACCUACCACGCAACACUGUCCAACAGAAGGAGCUUUACCCCCCUACCUCCAGGCAAUGCUCAAAGCUUCCGUCCUUACCCAGGCCCUUUGUUCAGCCACUUCUGGCUUGCCUGUUUUCAGAAUCCCUCUGACUAAAUGAGUGUGUCAUUGCGUUCACCUUUUUUGCUCAUCUUUGACAGAAGCAGAACAUGCACUUCUCAUUUCUUUAUUUUCUGGCGGUUGCCUUCCUCUUUUCUCUUCUGCCUCGCUCUAAUGUCCUUCUCUGUUUUCUUUAAUGUUCUGUUAACUCUAUUUCAAAGCAAAACCUGUAGCCAGUUUCCAUUAUUUACGGUUUUCAAACCUUGAGGGUGUUUCCAUGGCGAUAUACAACAUCCCAUAGACCAGAAGCACAGAACAGCAGCAUAGAU
Messenger RNA from Esox lucius (northern pike), 2674 nucleotides. RefSeq names its product leucine rich repeat containing 31 (gene lrrc31). The transcript has 13 exons. Gene Ontology annotation, molecular function: protein binding. The record is from RefSeq and is a predicted model, not a curated record. Lineage: Eukaryota; Metazoa; Chordata; Actinopteri; Esociformes; Esocidae. Bases 149 to 1903 code for a protein of 584 amino acids.